Thermothelomyces thermophilus ATCC 42464 is the source of this 1665-nucleotide messenger RNA. RefSeq lists its product as uncharacterized. Gene Ontology annotation, cellular component: ribosome. Gene Ontology annotation, biological process: translation. Gene Ontology annotation, molecular function: RNA binding; structural constituent of ribosome. Lineage: Eukaryota; Fungi; Ascomycota; Sordariomycetes; Sordariales; Chaetomiaceae. The record is from RefSeq and is a predicted model, not a curated record. The transcript is spliced from 2 exons. The coding region runs from base 208 to 1659 and encodes 483 amino acids.
ACAAGUUGCAGGCAAGCUUGGACCCAAAAAAAAUUGUCUGGGCCAUCUGAACGUGUGGCAGCCGGUUGAGUGCUCGUCCCGGCCCGAUAGAAGCGAUACGUGACCGCCAACAAAAAAAGCUCGACCUCGGGACCAGCGACCAGCAGCCAGCAACCAGCAACCAGCAGCCAAGCCGGGUGCGGGCCGAGCCAAUUGAGCCGAAGAGCGAUGAGCAUAGCACGUCCGGCCGCCAGGAGGCUCGUCUCCGGGUGCCUGGCCGCGGCAGCGGCGUCGCCGUCGCCGGGUGCUGCAUGCGCUGCGCCGGCGACGACGACGGCGCCAUGCCACCACGGCCGACUCGUCCUCUCUAACCAGUUCCACAGCUCGCCGCAGCUGUCGGCGAGGCGGCGGCCACGGUUCGCCAGCGUGCGGGCGGCCGACAUGGGCAUCAUGGACGACAAGCAGAUCGACCAGUUCACAAAGGAAAAGUUUCCAAAGUACACGCCCGAGGAGAUCGAGCACCUCAAGACCAAGUACUCGCCCGAGCAGAUCGCCGCCCUCGAGGCGGGCGAGGCGGCCAUCGACCCGCGCGACCUGACGGUGCAGGGCCGGCUGCGGUCGGACCCGUACACGCUGCCCUACAUUGACGACUUUGCCGAGACGCAGCCCAUCGUCGACAAGCGGGCCCGGCACAAGGAGGCGCCGGACCCGCACGCGCGCUUCAUGAACAUGGACGAGUUCACCGAGGACCUGAUCAGGUGGGCCGACAAGUUCCAGACGGGCGACGUGACGGGGACGCUCAAGACGCUGGUCGACUUCGUGCCGGACAAGUACAAGAAGACGCCCGAGGGCCAGUGGCCGGGCGACGUGCGCGAGGAGGCGCACAGGGCCUUCCAGCGCUACCUCGAGGCCGAGGUGAGCAGGCAGGCGGCCAAGGACCCGGACGACACGUCCGGGCCGACCGACGCCGACGUGCUGCAGUACAUCCUGGAGCGGUCGGCCAUGACGGACGGGAACCGGACGACAGACACGUCGCUGGCGCACGGCCUGCCCGGCAAGGUGCCCGGGGUGGCCGGCCUGUACAAGAACGCGAUCGACCCGGAGGACAAGGGCCUGGACGACACGGGCGUGUACCAGGACCUCAAGCGGCGUACCGGCCUGAGCGUGGCCGAGAUCCUCAACCUGCAGUCGAAACGCAUCGUCCAGCGCUUCGUGGCCAACCAGACGCGCCUGGGCAAGGUGCGCAAGGCCUCCGUCAUGUUCGUCGUCGGCAACGGCAACGGCUGGCUCGGCAUCGGCGAGGCCAAGUCGACCGAGCCCACCGUCGCCGCCCUCAAGGCCCGCCUCAUGGCCAUCCGGAACAUGCAGCCGAUCCGCCGGUACGAGAACCGGACCAUUUACGGCUCCGUCACGAGCAAGGUGUCGGGUACCGUCGUCAAGAUGGAGGCCCGCCCACCAGGAUUUGGCCUCCGCGUACCGCACCGCAUCUUUGAGAUGUGCCGCGCCGCCGGCAUCCACGACCUCGCCGCGCGCAUCCCGCGCUCGCGCAACCCCAUGAACACAGUCAAGGCCGCCUACUGGGCGCUCACGCACCAGCCCGACCCGGACGAGAUCGCCAUGGGCCGCGGAAAGAAGCUGGUCGACGUGCGCAAGGUGUACUAUGGCGGAGACGUGUACUAAAUCUUA